Molecule: messenger RNA, 1275 nt
Organism: Meleagris gallopavo (turkey)
Lineage: Eukaryota; Metazoa; Chordata; Aves; Galliformes; Phasianidae
Gene: XKR7
Product: XK related 7
Biological process (GO): apoptotic process involved in development; engulfment of apoptotic cell; phosphatidylserine exposure on apoptotic cell surface
Cellular component (GO): plasma membrane
Source: RefSeq, a predicted model, not a curated record
CGGCGGUACCGGCUGCGGGACGGCUGCUGGGUGCUGUGCGCCCUCCUCGUCUGCUUCGCGGACGGCGCUUCGGACCUGUGGCUGGCGGCCCACUACUACGUGCGGGGGCAGCGGUGGUGGUUCGGGCUGACGCUGCUCUUCGUGCUGCUGCCCUCGCUCGUGGUGCAGCUGCUCAGCUUCAGGUGGUUCGUGUACGACUUCGCCGUCGGCACCAAGGACAACGCCGGCGGCCGCCGCGGCUGCUGCCGCCUCUGCGUCUGGUUGCUGCAGGGCUGCAUCCACCUGCUGCAGCUGGGGCAGGUCUGGAGGUACCUCCGCACGCUGUACCUGGGGCUGCAGAGCCGCUGGCAGGCCGAGCACCGCCGCCGCCACUUCUACUGGAGGAUGAUGUUUGAGAAUGCAGAUAUCAGCAUGCUGCGGCUGCUGGAGACCUUCCUGAAGAGCGCACCGCAGCUGGUGCUGCAGCUCAGCAUCAUGGUGCAGCAGAAUGACAUCGAGGCACUGCAGGGGUUCUCGGCCUCGGCCUCACUCGUCUCCCUGGCAUGGAUGAUUGCCUCUUACCAGAAGGUGCUGCGGGACUCACGGGAGGACAAGAUGCCCAUGUCCUACAAGGGAGCUGUGGUGCAGAUCCUGUGGCACCUCUUCACCAUCGCUGCCCGCGCCAUCGCCUUCGCCCUCUUUGCCUCCGUGUUCCAGCUCUACUUUGGUAUCUUCAUCGUCACCCACUGGUGCAUCAUGACCUUCUGGAUCAUCCAGGGCGAGACGGACUUCUGCAUGUCCAAGUGGGAGGAGAUCAUCUACAACAUGGUGGUGGGCAUCAUCUACAUCUUCUGUUGGUUCAAUGUCAAGGAGGGACGGAGCCGCUACCGCAUGUGCAUCUACUACAUCAUCACGCUGUCGGAGAACGCCGCCCUCACCAUCCUCUGGUUCCUCUACUACGACCGCAAGACCAUGUCCGACUUCAACGCCUUAAUCCUCGUCUGCGUGGUCAGCUCCAGCUUCGCCCUCGGCAUCUUCUUCAUGUUCAUCUACUACUGCCUCUUGCACCCCAACGGCCCCAUGUUCGGUCCCAGCUCUGGGGGCUGCAUUUUCCGGCAGCGGCCGCCCCCCGCGCCGAGUUCCCCUGCGGACGUGGUCACCAAGCCGGGCGUUGGGUUCGGUCAUCCCUUCCAUUUCGGGGUGUUCUGCGGUUCUGCGGCUGCGAGGAGCGGAGCUGUCGAUGUGCGAAUAAUCCUCGGAGGAAGAUUAAACAGAUCGGAAGAUUACCGGCCCUAA